Messenger RNA from Setaria italica (foxtail millet), 4342 nucleotides. RefSeq names its product disease resistance protein RPM1. The transcript has 9 exons. Gene Ontology annotation, molecular function: ATP binding; ADP binding; protein kinase activity. The record is from RefSeq and is a predicted model, not a curated record. Bases 315 to 4085 code for a protein of 1256 amino acids. Gene Ontology annotation, biological process: protein phosphorylation. Lineage: Eukaryota; Viridiplantae; Streptophyta; Magnoliopsida; Poales; Poaceae.
AAGGAGCAUUAAGGAACGGCUGGUUCACUGCAUUAUUGAGUUGCAUCUCACUGCAGCCCUCCUCACACUGGUACGGUGAGCUCCGGCUGCAGCUGCAAGACGACUAGCAGUUUAUUUCUUUUUUGUGAACGUCCUGUAAGGCUGUGAGAUCUAUCAAAUCGGUUUGGCAACUUUCAUCGCAGAGAGAUCUGCUUCUACUGCCAUGGCAUCCCCAACAUCCAAUUGAUUUGAUAGGAUGUGGUAGGAAACGAAGAGAAGGUUUUCUUGGUAGUACCUGUACAAGGCUGCUAGUCUUGAUGUAGAAGAAUAACGCCAUGAAGAGUUGGACAGAUGACCAUCCAAGGAAGCUACAAUACUCAUUAGUUAAAGAGAUUACAAAUAAUUUUACAGAUGAACUUGGACGCGGUGCAUUUGGACGUGUGUUUAAGGGGCUGCUUGAUGAUGGAGAAGAGGUUGCUGUGAAGGUGCUUCGUUAUUUCACGCCUGAGAUCAGUGACCAGCAGUUCCAAAAUGAAUUUGGAAACCUUAAGAAGCUCAAGCAUCCUAAUAUUGUACGAUUGUUGGGGUUCUGCGAUGAAACUGAGGAAGAAAUUAUUGAGCACAAAGGAAAAUUAGUAGUUUGUUAUAGGAUACACAGGGCACUGUGUCUUGAGUAUGUGCCCAAUGGAAACCUUCGCAAGUUUCUUUCAGGUGGAUGUCUUAGCAAGAAUUGGCCCAUACGCUACAAAAUAAUUAAGGGAAUCUGCGAGGGUCUACAGUACCUUCACAAGAUUCCCAUUUUCCAUUUUGACUUAAAACCUGAUAAUAUACUGCUAGAUGAGAAGAUGUUGCCAAAAAUCACCGAUUUUGGUUUAUCUAGGCUCAUUGGUGAAGGGAACACCAAAAAGACAAUGACGCCUCUAGGGACAGUUGGAUACUUGCCUCCAGAGUUCAUUGACAAUCAAAUAAUCUCCAGGGAAUAUGACAUAUAUAGUUUAGGUGUUAUAAUUAUGCAGAUAAUCACUGGUGUUACAAGCUUCUCUGAUUUUGCUGACAUGGAGCCCCAAGAAUUUAUUGAACAUGUACAUGACAACUGGAAAAGAAGUCUAGAAGAGAUCCCAGAGUAUGCGUCACUUGAAGCGGAUUGCAAACAAGUGAAAAGAUGUAUGGAAAUUGCAAUAAACUGCAGGAAGAAGAAGCGUCAUGAAAGGCCUACAAUAGAGGAUAUUGUCAGCAAAUUAGAUGAGAUGGAAAGCAAAUUAGAUGAGAUGGAAACUGUUAAAAUUGACACGCAGUUGUCAAUUAAAAAGGGUUACUUUGAAGAAUCUAGUGGCAUCCUGGGCAGGCCAUGUCAAUUACAAUCGGCUGGAGCGGUACUCCUUGCUGUCACGAAGAUUGGUUCCAUUUUAGGAGAUGAAACCUCCAAGGCUGUUAUAUAUAAGCUGUCUGGAAAAGUUCAUUCUCUGAAGGAGCUGCCAUGGAAAGUCGAUCAAAUAAGGAAGAAACUGACAUUCAUGAGCCAAAUUAUACAGCAGAUUGGAACAGUUUACCUCACAGAUGAGCUUGUCAAUAAUUGGAUCGGGGAGGUCCGGAAGGUGGCUUACCGUGUUGAAGAUGUAGUAGACAAAUACUCAUACCAUGUUUUUCAACUGAUGCAAGAAGGGUUCCUGAAGAAGUUCUUCAUCAAGGGAACCCAUUAUUCCAUUGUUUUCAGCGCAAUUACAGAUGAGAUAGCUGAUAUAGAAGAGGAGAUUAACCAAGUUAUUCAUAUGAAGGAUAAUUGGUUACACGAAACACAGCUUGUCUCUAACCAACAACAACUUGCUGAGAUUGAAAGACAUCGCUCGGAAGAACAAAUGGCAAAAGCUGUACUCCUUGUUGUUAUUCACGAUGAUCUUGUGGGAAUUGAAGAAAACAGGAGACUGCUGACUGGAUGGUUGAACUCAGACGAGCAAAUUACCAGAUUAAUAACAGUAUCUGGUAUGGGUGGAUUGGGGAAAACCACCCUUGUCACAAAUGUGUACGAGCGGGAGAAGAACAAUUUCACCACUCAUGCUUGGAUCGUUGUAUCUCAGAAUUAUGAUGUGGUUAAAUUGCUGAGGAAACUGCUGAGGAAGAUUGGGGAGCCAGAACAGUCACAGCUAGUGGAUUUGGAUGCCCGUGACUUGAAAGCAAAAGUAAAGGAAAGACUAGCUGGUAGGAAGUGCUUGAUUGUACUGGAUGAUGUAUGGAAUCAAGAAGCAUACACUCAGAUAAGGGAUGCAUUCCAGAACCUCCAAGCAAGUUGUGUUAUCAUCACGACGCGACAGGAACAGGUCGCAGUCCUUGCUCACCCCACUCGUCAACUCAAACUCAAGCCAUUGGAUCACGGUGAUGCACACGUGCUGUUUUGCAGAAAGGCUUUCUAUAACACCAUAAAUUGCAGCUGCCCCGAUGAACUUGAGAAGCUGGCCAACAAUAUAGUGGAUAGGUGUCAAGGACUUCCACUUGCAAUCGUAACCAUGGGUGGCCUGCUGUCUGCACUGCCACCAAUUAAACAAGUUUGGAACGAAACAUACAAGCAAUUUCAGGAUGAGCUGACGAACAAUGAUCAUGUUCGUGCAAUUCUAAAUCUGAGCUACCACGACUUACCUGGAAAUCUUAGAAACUGCUUCCUUUAUUGUAGCUUGUACCCUGAGGAUCACCUAAUGUCACGAGAGAGCCUUGUUUGGCUAUGGGUUGCAGAAGGUUUUGCGCUUCAAAAUGAACAAAGCACACCAGAGGAGGUGGCCGACAGAUACCUACGGGAACUGAUCCAAAGGAAUAUGCUGGAAGCUGUUGAGAACGAUGAGCUAGGAAGGGUCCGCACCUGUAAGAUGCAUGACCUUGUACGUGACCUGGCACUUUCUGUUGCUAAAGAGGAGAAGUUUGGUUUUGCGUAUGAUUUUGGCACAUUGGUGAAGAUGGACAAGGGUGUUCGUCGCCUGUCUUCCUGUGGAUGGCAGGACAAAACUUCACUGAAAGUUAAAAUUCAACUGCCACGCCUUCGAACCGCAGUUGCACUCGGAAUAAUUGGAUCCUCCCCUCAGUUGUUAUCUUCAGUUCUUUCUGAAUCCACGUACCUGACAGUUCUCGAGUUGCAAGAUUCUGAAAUAAGUGAAGUGCCAGCAUCCAUAGGAAAUAUGUUUAAUCUACGCUACAUUGGUCUGCGUCGCACAAGAGUUAAAUCACUCCCAGAAUCGAUUGGAAAGCUCUCCAACCUCCAAACACUGGACAUAAAGGCAACAAAAAUAGAGAAGCUACCAAGAGGUGUUGUUAAAAUCAAGAAGUUACGGCACCUUCUGGCAGACAGAUUUGCAGAUGAGAAGCAGUCAGAGUUCCGAUACUUCAUUGGAGUGCAAGCACCAAAAGAGCUAUCCAACUUGGAAGAACUUCAGACUCUAGAAACUUUGGAAGCCAACAAGGACCUGGCUGAGCAGCUGAUAAAACUUACGAAACUAAGGAGUGUGUGGAUUGACAACAUAAGUGCAGCGGAUUGCGCAAACCUUUUCUCUAUACUGUCAAAGAUGCCUCUUCUUUCCAGCUUGCUUCUCUCUACAAGUGAUGAGAACGAGACACUUCAUUUGGAAAAUCUGAAGCCAGCAUCUGAAAACUUCCACAGAUUGAUAAUCAGAGGGUGCUGGGCAGAUAAGACACUUGAGUGCCCUGUAUUCCGUGACAGUGGCAGAAAUCUCAAAUAUCUAGCUAUUAGCUGGUGCCACCUUCAGGAAGAUCCACUGCAGCUGCUUGCACCUUACGUGCCGAAUCUCACCUAUCUUAGUCUUAACAGGGUGAGUACUGCAGACACCUUAGUUCUUUCUAAAGGGUGCUUCCCACAGCUGAAGACGCUUGUCUUGAAGCGCAUGCCCAAUGUUGACAAGGUGGAGAUCAGAGUCGGUGCCCUUCAACAGAUCGAGGGUUUAUAUGUUUUGUCACUUCUAAAGCUCGACAAGGUCCCCCAAGGUAUUGAAUCCCUUCGUUCUCUUAAGAAACUGUGGCUGCUGAGUUUGCACAAGGACUUCAGAGGUCAUUGGGAUAGCAAAAAGAUGCAGCAGAAGAUGCAGUAUGUUCAAGAGCUCCGCAUCUGAAGUGGCACACGUGUACCACAGGAGUAGAAAUGCACUUCACAUCUGCUCGCAGCAACGUCAGGCGUUUAAUCCUUUCCAAAUAACUAAAUAAGUCAUCAGAUCUUUGACAUUGUUGAUGCAACUACAAUUGCAGUUAUGCCAUGCUUUAGCAUUUUCCUUUUUAAUGGACCCUGACUUUAUCUGCGAUCAGGGCGUGCCCAGCCUCAUCGCAGCUGUGGUAUAUUUUUCCCCAUUGAUUCAGAUUUUGAUUCCCAUCC